AUGAUGUCCUCUAACAUACUCUCGCGGUUCCUGCCACCUACCGGUUCACCCUCUGUCUAUGAGACGUUGAGGCAACAAGAUGCGGGCUCUGAAUCCUCCGAUAUCGAGGAGCGCGCUGGCCUCACCAUGGAGGAUCCACAAGAACACUUUAGUGACCGGGAGCUGGAGGAGGCACUGGCAGAUGCAAGGGACAGUGAAAUCACCAGUCCCAGUGCUCUUUUGAGCCCAGGGCGGUCACGGAAGCCACCCAAAGAACGAGCAUCUCCACCGGCCACACGCCGUCGCAAGCCAUCGAGGCCGAGAUGGAUGGCACCUGACUCAUCUCCGGGAUAUGAGCUUGAUGAUAACGAUGAAGAUGUUCCUCAUUCACUGUUGGUGGAAGAAAACCACGAAGAUGCAAAAUCACGGUUGCCGCCGCCUCCCCGGUCCCAUAAUCGUUCGGAUCAACGGCCUGCCAGUCCCGGUCCGUCUCCGCCCAACCGAGCCCGCUGGAACGAGCAAAGAGCUCCUCCGCCAUCCCAGAAUUAUGCUGGUCACACAUUAGGCAGGUUGUUUGCGGGGCAACAUCCGGCCCUUGCAAAUGUUGACCCUAAGAAAAAAGCAAUGUGGCGGUGGGCAAAUGUCGAGGAUCUGGACAAUUUCCUCAAAGAUGUUUAUACAUACUUUUUAGGAAACGGCAUCUGGUCUAUUCUACUUACUAGGGUAUUGAAUCUUCUGACAUUUGCAUUCGUUGUUGGGUUCUCAACCUUUUUGAUGAACUGCAUCGAUUACCCUAAGGUUCGAGGGAGCAAGUCUCUGGACGAUAUUCUUGUACCUCAGUGCACAGCAAAAAUGUCUAGUUCAUCCACGUUUUUGCUAUGGCUAUUCAGUUUCUUCUGGAUUGGGAAACUUUUCCAGUACUUGCUGGAUAUUCGCAGGCUCAAACAGCUACAUGAUUUCUAUUACCACCUACUUGGGGUUUCUGACGCAGAAGUACAGACAAUUUCAUGGCAAGAGGUGGUGAGCCGACUAAUGACCUUGAGGGACUUGAACCCCGCUACAGCGGCUGCUGUCUCUGCCCAGCACCGCAGAUUCUUAGGUAGUCAGUCGAAACAACGAAUGGAUGCUCACGACAUUGCCAAUCGCCUGAUGCGGAAAGAGAACUAUAUGAUCGCCUUGGUAAACAAGGACGUUUUGGAUCUCACCCUCCCAAUACCAUUCCUUAAAAAUCGGCAGCUCUUUUCCCGGACCAUGGAGUGGAAUCUUAACCUGUGUAUUAUGGAUUUCGUUUUCAACGAGCAAGGUCAACUGCGCACCUUGUUUCUCAAGGAUACCCACCGCAGGCUAUUGAGCGACAGCUUGCGUCGUCGCUUUGUCAUUGCUGGUAUCAUGAAUAUUUUUGUAGCUCCAUUCAUUGUGGUCUACUUCAUGAUGCACUAUUUCUUCCGUUACUUCAACGAGUUCAAGAAGAACCCUGGUCAAAUUGGCUCCCGUCAAUACACACCCAUGGCGGAAUGGAAGUUCCGCGAGUUCAACGAGCUCUGGCAUAUUUUUGAACGUCGCACCAACAUGUCUUACCCAUUCGCCAGUCGCUAUGUUGACCAGUUCCCUAAGGAUAAGACGGUUCAAGUGGCGCGAUUCGUCGCCUUCGUCUCUGGGGCUCUUGCUUCAGUACUAGCUCUCGCAUCGGUGAUAGACCCAGAGCUGUUCCUUGGAUUUGAAUUAACACCUGACCGGACUGUUCUUUUCUAUCUUGGGAUUUUUGGUACGGUUUGGGCUUUUGCCCGAGGCCUCGCGCCGGAAGAGACCGAUGUCUUUGACCCAGAAUUUGCCCUCCUCGAGCUAAUCGAUUUCACACAUUACUUCCCAUCAGGAUGGAAAGGACGCUUGCAUAGCGACGACGUACGCAAAGAAUUCGCAAUUCUCUAUCAAUUGAAGAUCGUCAUCUUCCUAGAAGAAAUACUCAGCAUGAUAUUUACUCCUUUUGUCCUAUGGUUUACCCUGCCCAAAUGCAGUGACCGCAUCAUUGACUUCUUCCGAGAAUUUACUGUACACGUCGAUGGUGUAGGUUAUCUCUGCUCCUUCGCAGUCUUUGAUUUCAAGAAAGGCACAAAUGUCCUCUCCCAAGCCGCACCAGGACGACGAGAUCCAACCAAACAAGACCUACGCACCGAUUACUUCUCCACCAAAGACGGCAAAAUGCUCGCAUCCUACUAUGGCUUCCUAGAUAACUAUGGUGCAAACCCGCAACCAACCAAUCGUCGCCAAUUCCAUCCACCUCCAACCCUCCCAACCCUUGACUCAGCCUCUGCGGCUGACUUUAGCGCUCCCCGGGAUCUUCAAACACGCCCCGCGCCCACUUCAGCCGCAGCCUUCGGCCCCCAAUCCCUCGUCGGAGCCUCUAGAUUCCGACCGAUGGGCGUGGAUUCCCGCUCCCCAGCCCCUUCUAUGCUCCUCGACCCUCACCACCAACCCUCUACCUCUGGAUUCCGCCCAGCGCCGCGUUCCAAUCCCAGCCAGCAUCAGCGAACCCGACUGGCGCGCUCACAACUUCCAACUGCCAAUUCCAUCGAUGACGAGGAUCCACUCUCCCAAGAAAGCCCUGGGUCAGCUACUCGACAAUCUGUUCCUCACGCUGGUGCCUCUAGUGGUGGCGCAGGCGCUAGUGAUAGCCUAGGCGAUUCAUGGCGUAUGAAUCCGCUCGGGAAGGAUGAGGAUGAAGCCGAUGAAGGCGAUGAGGGCGAGAAUCUCGAUGCUAUCGCUGGUGGGGCUGGUGUUUUGGGUUUGAUCCAGCAGUUUCAGAAGGCUAAUACUGAUGGCCGCCGCACAACUGUGGGCAUUUAG
Molecule: messenger RNA, 2823 nt
Organism: Penicillium nucicola
Lineage: Eukaryota; Fungi; Ascomycota; Eurotiomycetes; Eurotiales; Aspergillaceae
Gene: atgI
Product: autophagy protein ATG9
Exons: 2
Coding region: 1-2823 (940 amino acids)
Biological process (GO): protein localization to phagophore assembly site; autophagy of mitochondrion
Cellular component (GO): phagophore assembly site; autophagosome
Source: RefSeq, a predicted model, not a curated record